This is a messenger RNA of Oppiella nova, 1081 nucleotides long. Lineage: Eukaryota; Metazoa; Arthropoda; Arachnida; Sarcoptiformes; Oppiidae. The record is from the annotation of a GenBank genome assembly.
UUGCCGGCAUUUGCAGCUAUUAAAAGCAUUGCUUAGCGUAUUAAAAAAGUGUUGGACUAAUGAGUGGAUACAGUGAAGAAUAUUCUUUAAAAUAGUGGCAGAAUUUGGUACUCAAAAAAUGGGUGCGGAUGUGAAGCUUCGCCAUCAAAGUCACGCAGUAUUGGCUAAAGUAGUGAUAAUUUUAUGGCACUUAAUGACAAUCAAUGGCUACAGCACUGAUUUACUGUCAGUGCCCGAGCGUAUACCGAUCGGCGCACUGUUUGAUCACAAGCACCAGAACCUGCAGACAAUCUUCAAACAAGCCAUACAUCAGCACAACUCCAACGCGUCGCUGAAGUUCAUUGUGGAGACGGCACAGGAAUUUGUCGAUCACAACGACCCGACCCGUGUUGUCCGACAGUUGCAAUGCCUUCACUUCAAUCGAGGCAUCUAUGCCUUACUCGCACCGCAUUUCGAGGCCUAUGCCUACAAGUCGGCCCUAUCUUUCGCUAAUACUUAUCGGAGUCGACUACUAAUUAAAAAGUAUCAAAUGGAUAGCAAAGGGGACUCUCGUAGGAGUAGUGAUAAUAACAACGGGAAACGGCUACCGGUGCCGUCAACAACGCCAGACAUAUCAACGUCGAGUUGUGUGAACUCGAAGGCGCCGGCGGCCGAGACCCUGGAGUUGGACGACGUGAUCGCCGCGUUAAGAGCCGGCGAUGAAGAGGCAGCCAAUGAGAGGGAGUCGACGCCGGGAUCCGCGAGACAACAGCCCACUAGACGUAAGCCGAUGCGAUGGGAUGACGACGAAGUGGAAGUGGAUUUCAGCGCACAGUUGGGUAUUCUGGCAGAGGAUCGGAUGAAGUCCCGACACGACAAUAGCGAAGAGGUUAGGGAUAAGGGUUUGGACGCAAGCGCCACGAGAAGACAGUUUGUCGAGAAGCCCGCGAAUGACGAGUCGUUUGAUGGCAAACACCCGGAGAUGAAUUACUCGCAGCCAUCGGCUGAAGACAAUAAUGAUGACGAAGACGAGAGUGGAUCUGAUUUAGGAUCUGAAGGCAAGAGUUGGUCUGAUUUUGAAUCUGAAGACUAUUUGGAUUGA